GCCGCUUCCUCCACCCCUUCAUUCCAAAGUCGCUCCCACGCCCUUUGAACUGCGUCCCCGAAGGAGGAACGCUCUCGAUCGAUACGGAGCAUGGCGGAGAACUGCUGGGGCCUCGAUCCGUGGACGUGCCGACCCCACGCUUGCAUCUCCGAGGCCGCCUUCGCCCGCGAGAACGACGCCCUCACCAAAGCCCUCCAGAUCUCCCUGUUCUCGGACGCCGCCGCCGCCUCCUCCUCCUCCUCCUCUGCCGUCCCCUCCCCGGACUCCAUCUCCCUCGCCACCUCCUCCUUCCUCCUCCCCUUCGCCCCCGAUCUGCCCCGCAGCCGGGACCCGCCCCCCGGGCGGAUCACCAAGAAGCGCAAGUCCCGGGCGACGAAGCGCUCGCUCACCACCUACAUCAACGCCGACCCCGCCAACUUCCGCCAGCUGGUCCAGCAGGUCACCGGCACACGGCCCGUCGACGGGGCGGGGCUCCCGGUGGAGCUGCCGCCCGCCGCAGCCGUGCAGGGGAGCUGCCUCCUUCCUACGCUGGACACGUCGGCGUUCUUUCUCGACCGAGUCGGCACCGUCGGGCCGGGUGGCGAUGGCCCGGUUCUUGCUGAGUUCGACUCGUUGCUCGCGGCACCGAGUUUUCCAACGCUCGACUCGUGGGGCGUCAUCUGAAGGGACCCACCGCAGUCGCUCCUCUUUACGAGGCGUCCGAUGGGCAUCGGACGGCGUCGGGCUGUAGUAUACAAUAGCUGUACAAUCGCCCCCUUUUUCUUUCGACCUGUAAUGGUAGCAGUUGGGAGUGUGUUUAUUUACGAGGCUAUGCCACUUUAGAGAAAGUAUUGUUGAGAUUUUCUCGAACAAUUUAAAUAAUUAUAUAUCUUACUUAAUUCUAGUGAAAAA
Musa acuminata AAA Group (dessert banana) is the source of this 891-nucleotide messenger RNA. Its product is annotated as calmodulin-binding protein 25-like. Lineage: Eukaryota; Viridiplantae; Streptophyta; Magnoliopsida; Zingiberales; Musaceae. Gene Ontology annotation, cellular component: nucleus. The transcript has a single exon. The record is from RefSeq and is a predicted model, not a curated record. The coding region runs from base 91 to 663 and encodes 190 amino acids. Gene Ontology annotation, biological process: response to osmotic stress. Gene Ontology annotation, molecular function: calmodulin binding.